UAGUACUACUAGUAGUGCUAUCUCCCCAAAACAAAACCAAAUCAAAUCAAAACAAAACAAAAAAAGAAACAAAGAAGCAAAAAAAGAACUCUUAUAUUAUUAUAUCUUCUCCAUUACCACCGUCUUCCACACCGUUCCAGCAUGGCACACCGCCCCUCCCAACGGCGGAACUUGGCAGCUCCAGAAACCAAUCCACCGCUCACAGGUUCUGCUCCGGCUAAGCACCCCCACCCCAGACCCACCACCACUUUCAUAGCUACACCUUCUCACCACCCAACACCAAACCCAGAUCUCAUCCAAGCUUGUAAGCCUUCUUCUUUGGCAAAACACUUCUCGAGCCUAAACUUGAGUCACAGAGCCCCUACACCCCAUAAACAAUCUCAAACCAAACAUCCUCUUCUUGUUGACACACGUUUGCAGGCCAAAGCCAUGACAACCUCUGCAAUACUUGAUUCCUCCAAAUCUUUGCUCCUCAAACCGAAUACCCACAACACCAAACUUGCACCAAAGUUUGGAAAAAAGAGUACUAUGCCUGCAAAGAGACCUUACAAAGAGAAGCCCCAAAAGCCCAAUUUAGAAUUGGAAAACAGGAAAGUUCACGGCUUGAUGAAGAAUGAGAAGAAAGGAAAUAGUAACAGGAGUUUGGUUGAGGAUAUUAAGAUUGAAAAUUCAAGGAAUCAUCUUGUGGAAGAACAUGAUGUUAGUAAAAGAGUGUCUUUUUCUCUGGCUCCUAGUAUGGGUAGAAGAAGAUCUUUGUGUGGGUCACAGAUUGAUUUAGGAGAUGUCUUUGCAAUCAAUGGGGCAAAAAUGGUUUCGGCUGAUAUGGCACCGUUUAUGCAGAUUCAUGCUGUGGAUUGUGCCAGAAAGGCUUUUGAUAGUAUGGAGAAGUUCACAUCCAAGACCCUUGCAUUAUCCCUCAAGAAGGAAUUUGAUGGGGUUUAUGGGCCGGCAUGGCACUGUAUUGUGGGGACUAGUUUUGGGUCCUUUGUGACCCAUUCGGUUGGAGGGUUUCUAUAUUUCUCCAUAGACCAAAAAUUAUACAUCCUCUUAUUUAAGACCACUGUACAAAAAGCAGAGUGAAUGAGGUGAAUUCUGCAAUAAUCACAAGAAUUUUGGUAUACAUUUAUCUUAGAAAUAAAAAGAUUACGGUAGCAGCAUCCUUUGUACAUUACUUGUGCUUCAAGAAUGUAUCACCCUCAUUGUUUCCGUCUAAUUCUGAUCUUCUUCCUGGACCUAAGUGGGUCUGAAGAUGUCAAUGCAUUGUAACUAAUGGGGUUGGUUAAUAGAAAAACUCAACUUUACAAGCAAAUGUGCCCCAAUUGUUGUUGUAUAUCAUCUGCAUGUCUCUGUCUUUUUGUUUGGAUAAUUAUUAGAAUUAUGUUUUUUUGAACUGUUUAUAUAUCAUGUUAAUUUUAAUUAAUUGCUACAGAGUGUGCGGACAUUUUAUAUUUAUAACGACAAAUUUCUGACUCA
Messenger RNA from Gastrolobium bilobum, 1473 nucleotides. RefSeq lists its product as uncharacterized. The transcript has 2 exons. Gene Ontology annotation, biological process: microtubule-based process. Gene Ontology annotation, cellular component: dynein complex. Lineage: Eukaryota; Viridiplantae; Streptophyta; Magnoliopsida; Fabales; Fabaceae. Bases 142 to 1080 code for a protein of 312 amino acids. The record is from RefSeq and is a predicted model, not a curated record. Gene Ontology annotation, molecular function: dynein intermediate chain binding; dynein light intermediate chain binding.